Pyricularia pennisetigena is the source of this 921-nucleotide messenger RNA. RefSeq lists its product as uncharacterized. Gene Ontology annotation, molecular function: nucleic acid binding; endonuclease activity. Gene Ontology annotation, biological process: DNA catabolic process. The coding region runs from base 1 to 921 and encodes 306 amino acids. The record is from RefSeq and is a predicted model, not a curated record. NCBI's taxonomy places the organism in Eukaryota, Fungi, Ascomycota, Sordariomycetes, Magnaporthales, Pyriculariaceae. The transcript has 2 exons.
AUGCAGCUCUCCCACCUCACCCUCGUACCGUUGAUACUCGGCGGCCUCCCCGGGGCUCUGGCCUGGGGAAGUCUGGGCCACAUCACGGUCGCGUACCUCGCGUCGCGGUUCGUGGCGCCGCAGACCGAGACCUACCUGCAGACGCUGCUGCGCAACGACACGGAUGCCUACCUCGCCGGCGUGGCGACCUGGGCCGACAGCAUCCGGUACACGAAAUGGGGCCACUUCACAGGCGUCUUUCACUUCAUCGACGCCAAGGAUGACCCGCCGAGGUCGUGCAGCGUCGACAUGGACCGCGACUGCAAGGACCAGGGCUGCGUCGUGACGGCGCUGCAAAACUACACGUCGCGCAUGAUGGACCUCGACCGCCUCAUGGCGUGGGAGCGCGCCCAGGCCGCAAAGUUCGUCGUGCACUUCGUCGGCGACAUGCACCAGCCGCUGCACGACGAAAACGUCGCCCGCGGCGGCAACGGCAUCCACGUGCUGUGGCACGGCCGCGAGUACAACCUGCACUCGGUCUGGGACAGCGCCAUCGCCGAGAAGCUGCGCGGCGGGGUCCGGCGCGGCCGUGGCAUGUACGACGCCGCCAAGGCUUGGGCCGAUGAGCUGGAGCGCGAGGUCAGGGCCGGUAGAUUCCGGGCCGAGAGCGAGGGUUGGCUCGACGGGGUUGAUCUAGCCGAUCCCGUAGGCACGGCUCUCACAUGGGCCAGGCAGGGGAAUGCCUAUGUUUGCAGCCAUGUCCUUCCCGAAGGCCCCGAAGCCAUCAAAGGCCAAGAGCUCAGCGGUAAAUACUACGAGGAGGCUGCGCCCGUCAUCGAGAGUCAAGUCGCCCGGGCCGGCUUCCGGUUGGCUCGUUGGCUAGACCUCAUCGUCAAGAACAUACACGAGUCGUCGUCGGUUUCUUCGAUUACCGACCUUUGA